Molecule: messenger RNA, 1451 nt
Organism: Limulus polyphemus (Atlantic horseshoe crab)
Lineage: Eukaryota; Metazoa; Arthropoda; Merostomata; Xiphosura; Limulidae
Product: neurogenic differentiation factor 1-like
Exons: 1
Coding region: 12-941 (309 amino acids)
Molecular function (GO): protein dimerization activity
Source: RefSeq, a predicted model, not a curated record
GAAGCCUUAACAUGCUAAGCAGAGAUUAUCUGUCAAGUUCCGAUUGGAAUAUAUCAACUGAUGGCAAUAUGGCGGAUUCCACAACUGGGGAUGUCAACUGUGGAACCUCAAGAAAUUCUUCGCCAGUUAGUUGCGAAGAGAUUCAUUCCAAAAAGAUAGCCAAAGGUACCCUUCCUACACGGUCUAGAAUGUCAAAGAAUGUCAUUGCAAAAACGAAGACGUCAAAACUUCGAAUAAGGCGCCACAAGGCGAAUGCACGAGAAAGGAACCGCAUGCAUGGUUUAAAUGGCGCGUUGGACACACUGAGAAAAUGCUUACCAGUUCAUUCCAAAACACAAAAAUUAUCUAAGAUUGAAACUCUCCGAAUGGCAAGAAAUUACAUCGUCAUUUUGUCCGAGAUCCUUCGAGCUGAGCGCGAAAUGGACGUGGUGACGUUUGCCCAAACUUUAUCCAAAGGUCUCUCUCAAGCGACUACUAAUCUUAUAGCUAAUAAUUUACAGCUAAAUCCACGCACGUUAAUGCCUGAUAUGUUUCCAAACAUCAACCCAAUUCUCCUUCUUCAUGGUUCUUUAGCUGCAUCGGCUCUUGGCGAUAGCGCGGUUUCGAAUAACUUUCCCUUAUACCAAUUGUACUCGACUCCACAAACAUGUCCUAUUGAAAACAAAAUUCCCUUUCCAUCAAGCAGUAAUAGUCCCCAAUCAUACUCUUGUGCUGAAUCUGUCUCUCCGCUUAACAACAAAGAUAUGACUUCCACAUCCACUAAGGUUACGUACUUCCCGGAUAGAGCUUUUCAAGAUGAAAAGCAAGACAUUCCUCAUUCAUGUUCAACGAAUCGCAGUCACAGAGAUAUAUUAAUGCUUACAUCAGGGCCAAAAUUUGAUGAACAUUCCGAAAUUGGAUUUGAGGAAGAAAUUAGCUUCUCUAAAAAAUCAUUUUUAUGAUUAUGAUUCACAGUGAACCUGUUGAUCGUAUUUAUAUUACGAGUCAAAAACCAUAAAAAUUGUAAUUAAAAGCCCCAGAAAGUGAUAUUACAUCUAUAAAAUAGUUACUAGCUGAAAUGAAAAUUCUUAGCAUGCAAAAAAAAGAUAAUAUAAUUAUUUAUAUCUAGUUCAGUUACUCAGUGUUUAGACUUAACGUUUUAACGAUAUUUUAGUUAAGUUGUUCUGUGCUUAGGCUUAGCUCUGUUCUCUUGUUAAAUUUUAAGAAACAUAUUUAACAAACAUGAUCCGAUGUCGUUAAACCUUUAUGCCGUUUUUAACUUCAUGCUUGAGAUAAUUUUGUAUAUUUUGUGGAAUGACAAUUUUUUUCAUUUGUGAAAAUUGGUACUUAUAAAUCUUCUUUACAUUAUUAACACACUGUGUUAUUUGCAAACAAAUGGGCCUGGCAUCGCCAGAUGGUUAUGGCGCUCGACUCGCAAUCUGAGGGUCGCGGGUUCGAAUCCGCGUCACACC